AACUUCGGCGUGACGGCGAUCUACCUCAACAUGUACGCCAGCAUCCUCCUCAUGGGCUACAUCGCUGCCAAUAGGUACUUUAAGAUGGUCCAGCCUUCAGGAAGUCACCAACUGCAGUCGGUGUGGGCGGCUUGUGUCACUUCCACGAUGACUUGGCUGGUCCUCCUCCCCUUUGCAGGCACUUACAUCAUCCUGUCGCUAACUACUCAGCAGGCUCCGCCUCCUUGCGGCGGCACGACGUGUUGCGACGAACUUCACAGUGAGCCGCUCAGGCUUCUCUACAAGGGCGUCCACGCCUUCUCCGCUGCCAUUUCCCUGCUGGUCCUCCUCGCCCUGCUCUUCUUCUACUACAGUGCCACACACAGGCUGGCAGCGGCACAGCAGCGACGAGCGGCGUCCUGCGGCCACAAGAAGCUCGCCAAGUCCCGCAGGAACAUUGUGGUGCUGGUCGUCGUCUUCUGCGUCUGCUUCCUUCCCUACCACCUGGUCCGACUCCCCUACGCAUUCAUUCCUCGAUCCUGCUCCAAUCCCGCCAUCUUGUACUUGAAGGAAGUUACCGUUUCCAUGUCCGCCCUCAACGUCUGCCUGGACCCGCUCAUCUACUUUUUGCUCUGCAAGGCCUUCCGCGGCCAGCUGAGACAAAGACAAAAACACAGCGAAGCCGACACUUUUAGGAAGGCGGCCACUUAUCCUUCCGGUACUUUCCAGACGGGGGUGUCAAAGCCGCAAGGCCCGUGA
Molecule: messenger RNA, 738 nt
Organism: Nerophis ophidion (straightnose pipefish)
Lineage: Eukaryota; Metazoa; Chordata; Actinopteri; Syngnathiformes; Syngnathidae
Product: P2Y purinoceptor 14-like
Exons: 2
Biological process (GO): G protein-coupled receptor signaling pathway
Cellular component (GO): membrane
Molecular function (GO): G protein-coupled purinergic nucleotide receptor activity
Source: RefSeq, a predicted model, not a curated record